AACAAUAUGCCCUGUCUGUAAAAUGGAAACCUAUUCUGAUACUGGAAUUUGUAGCACAUAUAGUGGACCUUAUGACCGUGCUUGGUGUGAAAGUAAAAAAAAUAAAAUGGAAUCAGAUAUGAUUGAGAUACCUAGCUGA
Messenger RNA from Racocetra persica, 139 nucleotides. Lineage: Eukaryota; Fungi; Glomeromycota; Glomeromycetes; Diversisporales; Gigasporaceae. The record is from the annotation of a GenBank genome assembly.